UGGCAUCGGCCUAUACAUUUUCCCGUUUGGCUGAUUUGUUUCUUGAAGGUGCUGAGAAUCGCCUGCUUGCAUGUGAAGCGACUGAGACAUGUACACGAUAAGUCACGGUCCGGUUUGUUGUUACAUGCCUUCGUGUUACUACAAUAAUAGACCGGUGUGCAACACAGUGUCAUUUAAACGGUCCGCAUAUCAGAGAUACCCACGGCAGACGCAUUUGAGCUCAUAAUGUUAAAGUGCUCGUGUGUUUCAUUCUCCCUCUCUCUCCUCAACAGUUCCCUGUAACUGUCUUGUCUAAUGAUAAAAAGGCAAAUAUAAAAAAAACUAAUAUCGGGCCUGGGUAGCUCAGCGAGUAUUGGCGCUGACUACCACCCCUGGAGUCGUGAGUUCAAAUCCAGGGCAUGCUGAGUGACUCCAGCCAGGUCUCCUAAGCAACCAAAUUGGCCCGGUUGCUAGGGAGGGUAGAGUCACAUGGGGUAACCUCCUUGUGAUCGCGAUUAGUGGUUCUCGCUCUCAGUGGGGCACAUGGUAAGUUGUGCGUGGAUCGCGGAGAGUAGCAUGAGUCUCCGAGGUGUCAUGCACAGCGAGCCAUGUGAUAAGAUGCACAGAUUGACGGUAUCGGAAGCAGAGGCAACUGGGACUUGUCCUCCGCCACCCGGAUUGAGGUGAGUAACCACGCCACCACGAGGACCUACUAAGUAGUGGGAAUUGGGCAUUCCAUAUUGGGAGAAAAGGGGAUAAAAUAAUAAAAAAUAAUAAUAUCAUGUACCAUCUGCAAAUAUGUGCAUAUCUCAUUUAAACAGAAGUAAUAUUUUCAGAAAUUUUCAGAUGGCUCCGUAGUUUGUGGAUGUAUUUCUGAACAUAAUGAGGGUGAAUAUAGAGAGUUGAUUUAGAACUUUGUAGACUGGUGCCAGCUGAACUGCCUCCAGCUUAAUAUAAGUAAGACAAAGGAAAUUGUAGUGGAUUAUCAAAGGAAGACACAUCAUAUAAUACCAGUAAACAUUCAGGGGAUGGACAUUGAGACUGUGAAAUCAUAUAAAUACCUGGGUGUUUAUCUAAAUAACAAGUUAGACUGGUCUGAUAACACAAACUAUUUAUAUAAGAGAGGUCAAAGUCGCAUUAAUCUCUUGAGAUGACUGAGAUCCUUUGGUGUGUGUCAGGUACUGUUAAAGACUUUCUAUGAAACUGUAGCAUCUGUCAUUUUGUAUGCUGUGGUAUGUUGAGGGGGAGGUAUCUUGGAAAAAGAAAAAAACAAACUUAAGUUAAUUAGAAAGGCCAGUUCUGUUGUGGGAUGCUCUCUGCCUCUUAUAGAUCAAACAGGAGACGAGAGGAUGGCUAACUCUCAUCCCCUCCACGAGACAGGCUCUGGGCAGCACAUUCAGUGCAAGGUUAAUUCAUCCACGCUGCUCAAAAGAGUGUUACAGAAUUAUUUUUUGCCAUCUGCUAUAAGAUUGUACACUUAAUAUUAUACAUGAUUGAUUUGUUACUGGUGUAAUAUUAUUAUGAUGCAAUGCUUGGGUUGGUGCAAUAGUGUUUAUUAUCUGUUGUUUUUGCUUUGUUCUUGUUUUUUAUCUAUUAUAUUAAUUAUGGGUUGUGUUUCUACUGUAAUGUGUGAGUUUCCCCCUAGGGGGAUCAAUAAAGUUAUCAAUCAGUCAAUAAACAAACCUCACAAAACUUGAGCAGAUCCAGCAUCCUGUGUAACGCUCAUAAAUCUUCCUCUGAAGCACGUAUUCUAUCAGCCUCUCCUCAACAGUUUCCUGUAACUUUUCUAAUGAUAAAAGGCAAAUAUCAAUAAAACUUCUAUUAUAUACCAUCUGCAAAUAUGCAGAUAUUUCAUUUAAACAGAUGUAAUUCACGAACCUCAUGAAAAUCCAACGUUUUCUUACCGUCAAGCUCUCAUCUAAUAUCUUCCUCUGAAGCACGUAUUCUUUCAGCCAGAAUAAAAAACUUCAGGAUCAGGAUAAAAAGUUCUUCUGAUUCACAAAUCAUGACGGUCAGUCCGUGACAAUCCAAGCAGGCGAUUCAGGCUGUUUAAACUGUCAGGAGAUUGCUGGUCGCUGCAUCUGCACGAGCGCGAGAGAGCGGGCUAUGGCAGAGACAGAGGUCACUGUGUCUGCGGAGGACAUAGUGGUGAUGAAGAGUAACGAGGAAGAGGAUGCUGAGCCUGAUGAACAAAACAAGACUCAAGUGAUUCUGCAGUUGCAGCCCAUCACAGCUGGGCUUGCAGAUGAAAGCAGUGAGACGGAUGCUGCGGUUGUGGCAGUGGAGACACAAGAUGAGGCGUCUACUGAAGGCGAGGUUUUGGAGCUUGGUUAUCCCAUUACAUGCGGCGAGAGUAAAGCCAUCCUUCUGUUCAAGAAGUUUGUCUGCCCUGGAAUCAAUGUCAAAUGUGUUAAGUAUGAGGAUCAGUUGAUCAGUCCAAAGCAGUUUGUGCACAUGUCUGGUAAAGCCACAUUGAAGGACUGGAAGCGAGCGAUCAGGAUGGGAGGGGUUAUGCUCAGGAAGAUGAUGGACUCGGGUCAGCUGGAUUUCUAUCAGCAUAGUACACUCUGCACAAACACCUGCCGCAGCACCAAAUUUGACCUGCUCAUUAACAACACACGCUUCCCACCGGACAGCAGUGGAGUCAACACACCCAACACAGCUCAGGGGCAUGUUUCUGUGACUAACGGAGGUCAGGUGACUGUGGUGGAGGAGAAGACAGAAGAUGUGAUGGGUACGGUGGAGUGGAGCACAGCUACUGUAGAAACCCCAGAAAAAAGAAUCACAUCUGUCAUCUCAGAUGAGACGUUGAGUUUCUGGAGGGGCAUCGCUGAGGUGGGACUGAUGGGGGAGGUGGUGUCUAAUAUCCGCUCUGAGCUGUUGGGUCUGUUGAGAGGAGUUCAGCUGCGCACUGACCAGAGCUCACUACAGGACGCAGAGAUUGCAGUUCUGAGUAACCUGGCACAAGUCUUUGACCUGCUCGACUCCAUCAAACACAUUCUGAAUGUUCGAAGGCAAAUGACAGACCCUGAGCAGACACAGGUCCUCAGAACACUGACAACAUUGGAGCAGCAGGUGGAGGAACACAAGCGGCAGAAUUCUCUCAGCUGGUUGUCUUCAUCACAGGUCCUCAGCGGUCUGGUUCUCCCCUCCACCCCUCCAGCCAAACGUGCUCCCAAACGACCCCGCCUGCAGCGGCCCGCCUCCACCACUGUGCUCAGCACAUCCAUAGCCCAACCUCUCGCCCUCCAGCCCCAACAGUUCACUGUCCUCUCCCCGAUCACCCUCUCCUCCAUCGGCCAGUCAUUCACCAUUGCCGGCCUCUCUCAACCAUCCAACACCGUCACCCUACACGCUCUGCCCGCUGGCUCGCAGCUCUUCACACGAAUCGGCGCAGUUUCUGAUGGAAAAACCGAGUCUAUCACGCUCCACCCUGCCUCUGGGCUCACGCUAUUUGGCGCCACGGCAGUGCAGGACCACGGACAGCUGGGGACCGUGAUGAGUCCGGUAGAGCUAGUUCAGUUGGCGCAGAAGGCUACUACGCACGGUGUAGCCCAAGAUGGUCAGGUGGUCGCGGGUACGGUAGUGAUGCAAGAGGGUGUGGUUAGGGUGGUGCAAGAGGACGAGAACCAAGCCGACACCACCCUGAUCGAGAUCAACCCAGCGGAUGCCGACCACAACAUGGGCGUCAUGGAGCUGCAGCUUGAGGGAGACGUUGUAAGAACCGUGGUGGAAGGCAGCGAGGAGGUAGUGCAGGGCGAAGCGGAGGAGGACGAGGGGGAGAUUGAGUUGGAUGCGAACAGCCAGUUCAACAAUCUGCCCAUUGUAGUGGUGGAGGAAGAGACGCAGGGUGUCAGUACAGCCAAAUGAGACACCAGCAAACUCACACAAACCACCCUCAGAGACCGGCGGGCCGAGUCAGACAGGGAAGUGGAUUGUGUCGCUCCAGCUGUCUCGUUUUUUCAUUACUUACUUCCUACACAACCAAGCUCAGCUCUGACGUGUCACAUAUUUGUAAAUGCAAGUUCAGUAUUCAAUUCGUUCAAUUUUUUUUACAUGUGAACUGCAACAAUUUGUGACGCUUUGUAGGAGCACAUUCAGUAUUUGCUUUUUGAGUGCAGAAGUUUAGUUUUGGGCACUUAGUUUUAAUUUCACUUUCGUUUCUGUGACAAAAUGUCACCGCAGCCAUGGCCUGAUCUCCAGUCUUGUGAAUCUUCAAUCGGAGGGUGAAAACUUGCAAAACUAACAGUUGAACUGAUAUUUAAGACACUCCCGUAAUAAGAAUUUACACUGUCUAUGGUGUUUGUGUACUUACUGAUGUGAAAAUCAGGGUAAAUGGCACUAAUGUUGAGUGAUAUCUUAGCACACACAUGAGGAUGGAUGUGUGAUGAACGGAUCCUGCAUGUCCUUCACUGUAAAUAAAACAACUCUUCCUUUCCCUGAACAUGGUGGAAGAGCAAAAGAU
Myxocyprinus asiaticus (Chinese sucker) is the source of this 4444-nucleotide messenger RNA. Its product is annotated as glucocorticoid modulatory element-binding protein 1-like. Lineage: Eukaryota; Metazoa; Chordata; Actinopteri; Cypriniformes; Catostomidae. Gene Ontology annotation, biological process: positive regulation of transcription by RNA polymerase II. The record is from RefSeq and is a predicted model, not a curated record. Gene Ontology annotation, cellular component: nucleus. The transcript is spliced from 10 exons. Gene Ontology annotation, molecular function: DNA-binding transcription activator activity, RNA polymerase II-specific; RNA polymerase II cis-regulatory region sequence-specific DNA binding. Bases 2086 to 3849 code for a protein of 587 amino acids.